UCCUCUCUUUUCUCUCUAUUAUUGUGGGAGCUUCUGGCUCUCGCUCUGUUCUGAGCGAUUGAAAUCAUGUCGACCGUUAGCAUAGAGCCUCUGGUCGGCCAUUGUCGUCGUGAGAGUCGUAGGUACGGUGCGAAAUCCAAGGCUUUCAAGCCGAGCUCCUUGAAUUGCUAUACGAAUCACAAGCUGGUCUUCCAGGCCCGGAGCUUCUGCAACUUCAGGCCUCCCAAGGUUCACGCUCUUAGAGCUAGCUCUACUACCACCACCGCUCCCGUUGAGACCGUCGAAUCCGCCGAUGUCUUCUUCAAGGAGACUUUCCCUCUGAAGCGAACUGAAACGGUUGAGGGAACGAUCUUCAUCAGAUUAGAUCAUGGGCAGAAUAAUCGGAAUUGGGAGCUUACUGUUGGUUGUGAUCUUCCUGGGAAAUGGAUUCUUCACUGGGGAGUUUCUUAUGUUGACGAUGUUGGCAGUGAAUGGGAUCAACCUCCUACUGAAAUGAGGCCCCCGGGUUCAAUUCCGAUCAAGGACUAUGCAAUAGAGACGCCCUUGAAGAAGUCAUCGUCACCGGAAGGAGACACAUUUUACGAAGUGAAGAUUGAUUGCAAACCCAACGGUGCAAUUGCUGCUAUAAAUUUUGUUUUGAAGGAUGAAGAAACUGGAGCUUGGUAUCAGCACAGGGGGAGAGAUUUCAAGGUGCCUCUUGGAGACUAUCUUCAAGAUGACAGCAAUAUAGUUGGAGCGAAAAGGAGCUUUGAUAAAUGGCAAGGGGCUUUGGGACCGCUAUCUAACUUGCUCCUCAAAGCAGAAGCGUCAAAUUCUAAAGCUUCAGGCAGCAGCACUGAAUCCAGAGACCUUAAACAAGAAAGUUGGAGCCUAGAAGGGUUCAAUGAAGAGCUGCCUAUUGCAAAACAAUUUGCUCUUGAUAACUCAGUCACUGUUUGUGUUAGAAAGUGCCCAGAGACAGCUAAAAAUCAUCUAUAUGUAGAAACUGAUCUACCAGGAGAUGUUGUUAUUCACUGGGGAGUUUGCAGAGAUGAUACCAAAAAGUGGGAAAUUCCUGCUGCCCCACAUCCACCAAAUACAAUAGCUUUCAAGGACAAGGCUUUGCGGACUCGAUUACAGUCAAAAGAGGGGGGAGAUGGAUGUUUUGGAUUGUUUACUGUAGAGGAGGGACUUGAAGGGUUUCUUUUUGUGCUCAAGCUAAAUGAAAAUACUUGGUUGAAAUGUAUGGGAAAUGACUUCUACAUCCCCCUCUCAAGUUCUAGUAGCUUGCCUGCUAAAUCCAGACAGGGUCUAUCAGAAAGUGCACAAAUACCUGAAAAUAAUGCAGAAGCAAAUCAAAAAGGAUCUAUUAGUGCCUAUACUAGUGGAAUAAUUAAUGAAAUAAGGAACUUGGUGAGGGACAUUUCGUCUGAGAAGAGUCAAAUGACCAAAACUAAAGAAGCACAAGAAAGUAUUCUUCAAGAAAUUGAAACACUGGCCGCUGAAGCCUAUAGUAUCUUCAGAAGCUCUACUCCAACUUUCUCGGAGGAAGCAGUUGUUGAAACUGAGGAACUCAAACCUGCUGUCAAAAUUUGCUCAGGGACGGGCACAGGGUUUGAGAUAUUGUGCCAAGGGUUUAACUGGGAAUCUCAUAAAUCUGGAGGAUGGUACAUGGAGCUGAAAGAAAGAGCUUCAGAAUUAUCUUCGCUUGGUUUCACUGUGAUUUGGUUACCACCACCAACAGAAUCUGUAUCACCUGAAGGGUACAUGCCAAAGGAUUUAUAUAAUUUAAAUUCCAGAUAUGGAAAUAUUGAUGAGCUGAAAGAAGUUGUGAAGAAAUUUCAUGAAGCUGGAAUGAAAGUCUUGGGAGAUGUUGUCUUAAAUCACCGCUGUGCACAAUAUCAGAAUCAGAAUGGUGUUUGGAAUAUCUUUGGCGGUCGUUUAAAUUGGGAUGAUCGUGCAGUUGUUGCAGAUGACCCCCAUUUUCAGGGCAGGGGCAACAAGAGUAGCGGAGAUAAUUUCCACGCUGCUCCAAACAUUGAUCAUUCGCAAAAUUUUGUGAGGAAGGAUAUCAGAGAAUGGUUAUGUUGGCUAAGGGAAGAAAUUGGGUAUGAUGGGUGGAGGCUUGAUUUUGUCAGAGGAUUUUGGGGUGGUUAUGUCAAGGACUACCUGGAAGCAAGUGAACCUUUCUUUGCUGUUGGAGAGUAUUGGGAUUCCCUCAGUUAUACGUAUGGUGAAAUGGAUCAUAAUCAAGAUGCCCAUAGGCAGAGAAUUAUAGACUGGAUCAAUGCAACUAAUGGAACUGCUGGUGCAUUUGAUGUCACGACCAAAGGGAUUCUUCAUUCAGCACUGGAAAGAUGUGAAUAUUGGCGAUUAUCGGAUCAAAAGGGAAAGCCUCCUGGGGUUCUUGGAUGGUGGCCAUCACGUGCUGUUACCUUUAUAGAGAAUCAUGACACUGGUUCUACUCAGGGUCAUUGGAGAUUCCCAAGUGGAAAGGAAAUGCAAGGAUAUGCUUACAUCCUGACUCAUCCAGGAACACCUUCAAUGUUCUACGACCAUAUUUUCUCUCAGAACAGAUCUGAAAUUGCAGCUUUAAUCUCUCUCAGGAACCGGAACAAAAUCCACUGCCGCAGUAAAAUCAAAAUUGCAAAGGCAGAAAGGGACGUGUAUGCGGCCAUCAUUGGUGAAAAAGUUGCAAUGAAGAUAGGACCAGGUCAUUAUGAACCCCAAAGUGGGGCCCAGAGAUGGUCUUUAGCUACUGAGGGAAAAGAUUACAAGGUCUGGGAAGCAUCUUGAGGUAAUCGAAAGAACCUUUAGUAUAUAAAGUCAGUUACAGAAGGUUUCCACGGCAAGUUUUCAUCAUUUUUUUUUCUUCCAAGCAAAUUGAAGAGCUCCUUAAAUGAUAAUAUACUUGUUCUUGAAUCCUGAUGGUGGUCCGGCAGCGAACCUCCAUUGAAGUUGCUCUUACCCAUGCUUUUUCCUGACAUAGAGGGUUGUUACCAACUUGGCUAAGGAAUGAUAGGGGAGUAGCAUGUAUGGGCUUGGGAUAGAGAUGUACCAUUAAUUUACAUAUAUAUUACUUACAUUGUAAUAUCUCGUGGAAACGAUUUUUAAAUGAUGUGUCAAGGAAAACCAUUGUACCUUACACCUAUUGAAUUUUGUUGAAAUCAAUGUGUCAAGGAAAACCAUUGUACCUGACACCUAUUGAAUUCUGUAAACAACAAUUCAUAAGAGAUGAUUAAAUUUUACGGACAAAAUUUUUCUCUAAA
This is a messenger RNA of Alnus glutinosa, 3248 nucleotides long. RefSeq names its product alpha-amylase 3, chloroplastic. The coding region runs from base 67 to 2775 and encodes 902 amino acids. Gene Ontology annotation, biological process: carbohydrate metabolic process. Lineage: Eukaryota; Viridiplantae; Streptophyta; Magnoliopsida; Fagales; Betulaceae. Gene Ontology annotation, molecular function: alpha-amylase activity; calcium ion binding. The transcript has 13 exons. The record is from RefSeq and is a predicted model, not a curated record.